This is a messenger RNA of Marmota flaviventris (yellow-bellied marmot), 721 nucleotides long. The record is from RefSeq and is a predicted model, not a curated record. NCBI's taxonomy places the organism in Eukaryota, Metazoa, Chordata, Mammalia, Rodentia, Sciuridae.
ACCCCUACAAUCCUUCAUCCUGUGGUUUGGGGGGCCCCUGGGUCAGGUCUCCUCAAGAUGCUCAGAGGCACUGAGGGGCUCGGGGUCAGUCCUUGCCCCUAGAGCUGGGAGAAGGACAGUCCUAUCCACCGUCUCUAGAGCAGAUGCACCAUUGCCCUUUGGGGAUUGCAUCCUAUGACCUUGAUGGCACUUGCCAAAGCAGCUUCCACUCUGACAGGCUCUGGGGGGCUCUUCUGGUUGGGCCCAGAAUGUGUCCAGGAUAAUUGUGUGUGAGUGGGGGGCCCUAGGACUGGCCCAGCCCCCUCCCCUUCUGUUUCCUGCAGCCUCUCCUUGGAAGAGGACGCUGGGUGACUGCGUGUGUUUCCUGCAGCUUGUUGGAAGUCAGGAUGGGUAACACGGAGGCCGAGAGGAUGAUGACGGGCUUGCUCCAACUCUACCACGAAUACGCCCAAGACUCAGGUGCUAUGGACAAAGCUGGCUUAUCCAAGAUGAUGCAGGAGAAUUUCCCCACCUUCCUGUCGGCCUGUGAAAGAAAGAGCCCGGAUUUCUUAGAGAAGUUCUUUAAGAAGGAGGACGUGAACCAUGAUGAGAAGAUCAGUUUUCCUGAGUUUCUCUCCAGUGUUGCGACAGUGGCCAUGGAUAUGUACCUCGAGUCCCAAGGCCAGAAGCCCUGUUCCGAGGGCUAGAGACCCAGCCCUGCCCAGCCCCAUCAGCCCCGUCA